Molecule: messenger RNA, 729 nt
Organism: Aureobasidium vineae
Lineage: Eukaryota; Fungi; Ascomycota; Dothideomycetes; Dothideales; Saccotheciaceae
Source: the annotation of a GenBank genome assembly
UACAAGAAUUUGCUUGCUAUCUCGUCGCUCCUGUCGCUGGCGACUGCUGCUCCUAAGGGCUUUCUUUCCAAGCGCAUUGAGCAGGAUGAAAUCACCUGGGGCCCUUUGAUUGGACUUGGUCCUACUACCGACGGCAUCGAGAUUACAGGCGUUGUCGCUACAAUCUAUCCAGGCAAUAUGCCCAAGAUGCAAGCCGGCGGCCUUUACAACUGGAUCGGAAUCAACAACGAAACCGAGUCAGGCGAUCUUGUACAAGGUAUUGUCGGCUCAUAUAGCCGUGGNUGUAUCUCAGCAGAAGUUUACGGAUGGGACACCAAACUGGACAAGUGGAACCAAUACGUCGGCGAAGAGCGCAUGCUAGCCGCAACUCCCGAGGACGGGAUCACCUUCAACUACACCCUGAUAGAUCAGCAAACCGGACUAUGGUACCAAACUGCUCGCAACGCACGUACUGGCGCGCUCUACGCCGAGUACCAGAAGACAUCACCGACCAUGACAAUGGUCAACACUGCAGUGGAGUGCCAGUCGUGUACACCUCCAACCGAUGUCCAAUACUGGAAGAACAUCACCAUCAAACUUUCAGGGGCCGACAAGAACUUUGGCAGCACCCUCUACCAGUCCAACAAUGCCACAAACACAAAGCCUUUCACCAACGACAAUGGCAAGAUCUGGAAGAUCCAAAAUGUCACCAUUCCUGUCGUCCCUCCGCUUGCCGAUGUUAUCGGAUGA